Messenger RNA from Drosophila montana, 2405 nucleotides. RefSeq names its product WD repeat domain phosphoinositide-interacting protein 3. Gene Ontology annotation, molecular function: phosphatidylinositol-3,5-bisphosphate binding; protein binding; phosphatidylinositol-3-phosphate binding. Bases 128 to 1150 code for a protein of 340 amino acids. Gene Ontology annotation, cellular component: extrinsic component of membrane; phagophore assembly site membrane; cytosol. Gene Ontology annotation, biological process: protein lipidation; nucleophagy; protein localization to phagophore assembly site. The record is from RefSeq and is a predicted model, not a curated record. The transcript has 8 exons. NCBI's taxonomy places the organism in Eukaryota, Metazoa, Arthropoda, Insecta, Diptera, Drosophilidae.
AUACAUGUUGCCAGCCCUAGCUUGAAAGAAAAUAAAUAGGAAUCAUCACGCAGUUAAAAAUUUUGGGGUGUUGAAGCCGAGCAAACAAUUUGCAAACCAUUGGGCUUGCGAGUGCAGCGACUUUAUUAUGAAUUUAACGGAACAGAAUCCGUAUGGCAAUGGCCUGCUCUAUGCUGGCUUUAACCAGGACCAAGGAUGUUUUGCUUGUGCCACGGACACCGGGUUUAGGGUGUACAACUGUGACCCGCUUAAAGAGAAGGAACGCCAAUACUUUCCUGAAGGUGGUCUCAGCCAUGUUGAAAUGCUCUUUCGCUGCAAUUAUCUGGCGCUUGUUGGUGGCGGUAUUCGGCCCCUGUAUCCGCCAAACAAGGUAAUUGUCUGGGAUGAUCUCAAGAAAUCACCGGCUAUUACUCUGGAUUUCAAUCAACCUGUGCGCGCUGUACGUCUGAGACGGGAUCGGAUUGUCGUUGUGCUGGAGGGCAUCAUCAAAGUGUAUACAUUUACACAGCAACCACAGCAGCUGCAUGUGUUUGAAACAAGCUCCAAUCCCAAUGGCCUGUGCGUCUUGUGUCCGCACAGCAAUAAAAGUCUACUCGCAUUCCCUGGCCGACGUACCGGUCAUGUACAAAUCGUUGAUCUUGCCAAUACAGAGCGUGCCCCAUUGGAGGUGAUUGCGCAUGAGGCGGCCAUCAGUUGCAUUGCAUUAAACUUGCAGGGCACUCGUUUGGCCACCGCCGGCGAGAAAGGUACACUAAUACGCAUUUUCGAUACAGAGAAUGGCAAAAAGGUAUCAGAGCUGCGGCGCGGCAGUAAUCAUGCAAACAUAUUUUGCAUUAAUUUCAAUCAUCUGUCCACAAUGAUUGUUGUGGCGUCCGAUCAUGGAACCAUACACGUCUUUAAUUUGGAGGACAACAAGGCGCGUGAAUCAUCGCUUCCAAUUAUACCCAAGUAUUUCUCAAGUCAAUGGAGUUUUGUUAAAUUUUCCAUACCGCAGGGACCUCGCUGUAUUUGUGCCUUUGGUGCCGAAUCCAAUUCGGUUGUGGCUAUUUGUGCGGAUGGACACUACUACAAAUUCCUAUUCAAUAACAAGGGCGAAUGCAGUCGGGAUGUUUGCACGCAAUUCCUUGAGCUGCAGGAUGACGAAACAUAAAGUUGAACAAUUACUGUGUGGCACCUAUAUAAGCAUAUUAAUAUACAUACAUGAAAUUCGUGUUACACAAUAUUAUAUUUAAGCAUGCUUUAAACCUACUUUACCAGUCGAAGUUCACAGAAAACUGUAAUUAACAAUUGUAAAUGUUACAAAAUUAAUUCGAUUCGCCGUUCUUCUAGUUGGGAUCGCUUGUAUUUAGAUCUGCGCUAUUACUAAAAUUUGCGGAACGUUGUUCGAAUUGCAUUUUCUAUCAUAUAGACUUGAGAAUUGCAAUACUGAAUACAGUUAGAGUAAAAGAGUUGGUAUUUUCGUAUUUGUUAUUCAAUAUUUUAUUAAAAACUCACAAGACGUGUUGAUGAUCACGUAACACUCCCACUAGAAUUUCUAAGUAAGUGGAACAUGGAUCGAAUUGCAUAUUAAGCUAAAAACGUUUGAGAACUGCAAUACUUGAUGCAUUUUUUUGUAAUAGGCAUACUUACCGGUCUCCAAUCGAGAAUCCAACUCUACAGGACUAAAGUGCCCUUUUACAAGAUGUCUGGGUCAUUGAAGACACCAUAUAAAUCGGAAAACGAUUGCUAAAAAGGAUUCCGCCCGAAAGUUAUACGUCACAUUACCUGUAGUAACAUGCUUAUGCCAACACGAAAAAGCACAAGAAUAUCAUAUUGGACCAUCGUAAUAAUCUGGAAAUUCGUGUGCAAUUGAAAAUCGAUCUUUUGCCAUCAGCCCCCUGUCCGUGGGACAAAGAACUGUAGUGGCAAGGAUCUGUGCAAGAAUAUCAAGUCUUAAAUAUGGCACAGAAGAGUAUGUAAUUUCCAAUGCGAAUGACUCUACCUGUUAACUGGAGUGUUAUACAAUUUUUGGGGGAAAUGGAAGAUAACCGAAUAGUGAAAUACGCUUGAUCUGUAUAUAUCUACAUAAUCUACUUAUUUUGUAUCUCUAGCAUUCUUAUAUCGAUUUAAUGAAGAUAGGAGGAUUUAUCGACUAUCUUAUAGUCCCUGAGAUCGAUGAGUUGAUAUAUACGAAAGGAUGGAUAUACACCCUUUACCGCCAGACUAUUUCUUUAAGGUAGUGUGACAUAUAUCUUUCGGGCAGAGUCCUUUUUGGCAAUCGUCUUCUGGUUUAUAUGGUUUAUGCAAUGACAGGCACAUCUUUUAAAAAGGCACUUUAGUCCUGUAGAGUGGGAUUCUCCAUUGAUGAUUGGCACAUAUGCUUAUUAAAAAAUAAAGGAUCUGCGUGAAUACCAGAACUAACACAA